AUGCUGGAGCCGUUGCCCCUGCUCAAAGACCGCGCUCUGCGGGAGCUGCUUCUCCCGAUGCGCCGCGUCUCGAAAGCCUCAACCUGCACGGGAGAGGCGGUCUGCGGGCUGAGAAGACCGGAAGAGUAUCCCCCAGCGGGAGACUUGCGCAAAUCUUCUGCGGGCGUUUUCCCUAAAUCCGCACCAGCGCUGGGCGACAAUUUCAAGUCGCCUGCUGCCAUUGCCACCAUGGAGCCGUCGCAGGAAUCGAAUCGAGCCCCUGAGAACACCGCGAACCCGGCCGACGUCGUGCCCACCGGCAUGUGUCUGCAGCCCGAAACCCACCCGAUCACCGAGGAGCAGCUCGUGAACGAGGUCCGUGGCAUCUACGCUGGCUUGGUGAUGGUGGAGAAGAAAUGCAUCGAGAUCGAUCGCCAGCAGUCGGAGAGCAAAGAGGAGUUGACCAAUGCCCAAUGGCAAGCGCUGAUUGCCCUGCAUCGAACAUUGCUCCACGAGCAUCAUGACUUCUUCCUCGCCUCGAAUCCACCCUGCCGCCAGCACCAUGCUCAGGAA
Rasamsonia emersonii CBS 393.64 is the source of this 552-nucleotide messenger RNA. RefSeq lists its product as uncharacterized. Gene Ontology annotation, molecular function: protein binding. The record is from RefSeq and is a predicted model, not a curated record. Lineage: Eukaryota; Fungi; Ascomycota; Eurotiomycetes; Eurotiales; Trichocomaceae. The annotation marks the transcript as partial. The transcript has 2 exons.